CACUGGGCGAAAUUGUUUUCCAUCUAUUGUAUCUCUGGAGUCCCAGCUUUUUGAAUUUUCAAAUGUAUAAACUUCCUAAGCUCAGCUCCGUGUAUAGCGAUAUGUAUAUAUUGGCCAUGGCUUCUGCGUACCCGGUAAAAAGAUUCUUUGCUAACGGGGAAUAAAGGACUUCCUGUGGUAUAAGUGGCGAGAAGCGGAUGUGGAUCCUUAAUUUCUAAGUGCCGUUAGUUUGCCUGGCUAGCUCAAUCGGUAGAGCGUGUGACUCUUAGCAGUACGCGAUCACAAGGUUGCGGGUUCGACCCCCGCGUCGGGUUUCGAUAACUUCUAUUUUUGACCUGCAGAUCAAAAGAAAUUUGACCACACCUGUCAGAUUUUUUUCUCGCCCUUACUCCCUUCCACCAAUGGAUUCCAUCACAAUUUCGCUUCUAAUAGGAUUAGCCCUUGGAAAGAACUAUGUCAUAGCGUCGGUUACUCCAGCCAAGUCUGUGGAACUUAUGCUCCAAGACGCAGUCACGUUGGGUAUUGGUUGCAGUGAUUUCAGCCUCUCACCCCACACUACCGUGGAACACAUCCAGAAGAUCAUUGAAGAACUACAAACCCCAAGGAAUUCACACCACGUGAUAUAUGUCACAGGUCUCGAAGAAACCCCACCUUCAGUGCAACUGUGUCUCCUCGAAUAUCUCAACCAAAAGGAGCGUGUGAGCGGCUUCUUUGCUCGUAACCAAGAAUGUGGAAGAACCCCGAUUCUAGUUCCGGUGUACCGCAUAGUGAAAGAUACCGAAGUGAAUAUCCCCCCGCCUUUGACUGUGAAAUUUUUCUUCAAACAGUACCAUUCGUGUGCUGAGGGCAAUAGGGAACGUCCCCUUACCUCUGCAACAGAAAUCAACGACGUUUCCGGAGGUGUCACCAGACAGCUUUCCAGAGCGCUUUCUAAACAAGUGUCCCGCCCUUCUGUGGUCGAGUCUUCGGGCUUUGUUGGCAGGGUACUGGAGCUUGAAAAGCUUAUCCAGGGUGUGGAAGUCACGUCCGAGGUCCGCCGGUACUAUGGGGAUAUUAUCCUCCUCACGCGCAACCAUCGCUUGGUGCAAGGAGGGUUACCGUUUACGGUAUAUAGCGAUUUUGAGCAGUUUUUGAAGGUCAUUUGCGCGAUUCACGACUACAAGUUUGCCAUCCCAGCAAUGGUGAAGUUGACGGCAAUGAAGUUGCUCCCGCUCAAGGUGAAGAUGAUCUCAAAUGUACAGAUGGAACCGUCUCUACACUGGGGCUCGAACCAGGAAAUUGUGGAGUUCUACUACGAAAACAGCAACCCUGAGCUGAUUGUCGCAGGAGUCUUGAAAACCGUCACCCCUCCAAUCUGAGGGGGCUAUGGCUGGCGACCGCGGUCAGGUAAUGACCGUGUGGUGGGUGAAAUCAGAAUAUUGCCCUACAAUACUUACCCGUAUUAUGAU
Babjeviella inositovora NRRL Y-12698 is the source of this 1448-nucleotide messenger RNA. RefSeq lists its product as uncharacterized. The record is from RefSeq and is a predicted model, not a curated record. Lineage: Eukaryota; Fungi; Ascomycota; Pichiomycetes; Serinales. Bases 402 to 1358 code for a protein of 318 amino acids. The transcript has a single exon.